Messenger RNA from Colletotrichum abscissum, 462 nucleotides. RefSeq lists its product as uncharacterized. NCBI's taxonomy places the organism in Eukaryota, Fungi, Ascomycota, Sordariomycetes, Glomerellales, Glomerellaceae. The transcript has a single exon. The record is from RefSeq and is a predicted model, not a curated record. The annotation marks the transcript as partial.
CAGCAAUACCGCUGCAUUUUUGUUCCGAAAAUACGUACGAAGUGGUCGCUCCCAGUUGGCGAACUGAGACCCCAACAAUCUGCUACCCUACUUGGUAUUCUGAUCCUGGCAUCGUGGGGCGCUCUGGAAAGAUUCUUUCAAACCAGCCUCCUUGUCCGCCCCAGCAUGCUCGUGUUCGCACGUGAGCUCUUCGCCCGCUCGGCACCCACAUCAGCAUGGUUCGUCGAUCUCUCUUCACAGUGCGACCAAGCGUACAUCUCCACACUGACGGGCACUGCGCCAGUCCCUAUGCGUUCCUGCGUCUCCGGGGGACUUGUACCCCUGGAUGCCGGUCCAUCGAAACUCUCACCUAGCUCAAGCCCGGCCCCGGGCCUUAUUGCGACUGCUGUGUGGUCAUCUCGGCUGGACUGCCGGCUACCGUCUGACCAGGCAUGUGCCUCUACUCCGUACAUGGUAGGCUAG